This is a messenger RNA of Triticum aestivum (bread wheat), 875 nucleotides long. Its product is annotated as loricrin-like. The coding region runs from base 10 to 738 and encodes 242 amino acids. The transcript has 2 exons. NCBI's taxonomy places the organism in Eukaryota, Viridiplantae, Streptophyta, Magnoliopsida, Poales, Poaceae. The record is from RefSeq and is a predicted model, not a curated record.
AACGCCUCCAUGUCUCUCUCUGAAUUUUACCCCAUGCUGCUUUCUUGUGAGGCGAUCCAGGUGCAGAACGCUCAGGCCGGCGGAUACUCCUCCUCGGCGGACGCCGCGGCUCGGCAGGGUGAUAGCAGCCGCGGUGGCGGCCGCCCCUUCAACAUCACCGGUCGCUCUGGUGGUGGCCCAUCGCAUGGCAGCGGUGGCCAACACGGUGGUGGCCACUAUGGCGGUGGAGGCUCCUACAACGGUGGCCAGCAGGGCAACCGUAACACAAACCGCAACGGCGGCGGCGGUACCGGCGGACAAGGCGGCGGAGGUAGUGGUCAAGGCGGUGGCAACCGUCACUGGCGCCCACGCUGUCAGGUCUGCAAGGCAUGGGGUCAUGAGGCCCUCUCCUGCAAGAAUCGCUACAACGACGCCUUUCAGGCCGACGGACGGCGCUCCGGCAAUGCUGCCACCUCCACCCACGGCCACAACGAGCGGGUGUCCCAGUCACAGCCGUGGUUCUUCGACACAGGGGCAACCGAUCAUCUCACUAAUGACAUGGAGCGACUGGCAUCCAUGAACGCUACCACGGGAAGGACCAGGUUCAAGCCGCAAACGGCUCAGGACAAGGUAACGAAGAAAAUCCUCCUUCGCGGUAGGAGUCGUGGAGGCCUUUAUCCUCUUCCGAUCGGUCGAGCCUCCCAUCAUGAGAAGCAUGCGUCUUCUGGUGUCAAGCUUUCAUCGCACCACUGGCACUAGCGUCUUGGUCAUCCGUCAAAUAAAGUAGUUCAAACAACUAUCAAGUCCAAUAAUCUCCCGUGUACUCCAAACAUUGAGUCUUCUAUUUGUGAUGCUUGUCAACGUGCUAAGAGUCAUCAAUUACCUUAUGGUUAUUC